Messenger RNA from Sabethes cyaneus, 561 nucleotides. Its product is annotated as dynein axonemal light chain 1-like. The record is from RefSeq and is a predicted model, not a curated record. Gene Ontology annotation, molecular function: protein kinase binding. Lineage: Eukaryota; Metazoa; Arthropoda; Insecta; Diptera; Culicidae. The transcript is spliced from 3 exons. The coding region runs from base 1 to 561 and encodes 186 amino acids. Gene Ontology annotation, cellular component: cytoplasm.
AUGGCACGGGCAACAACCAUCAAGGAAGCACUCGGACGCUGGUCGCAGGAGAACGACGGCAUCGAUCCGACGCAAGCCAAAGACAUCCAGCUGCAAUUUCAAUGGCCUCCGAUUGAGAAAAUGGAUGGAACCUUAUCUACGCUGACCGAAUGCGAGAAGCUUAGUCUGUCUUCCAAUAUGAUCGAUAAAAUAGUCGGAGUCGGUGGAAUGCGAAACCUACGGAUUCUUUCGCUAGCACGAAAUUACAUAAAAUCGUUGAAUGGAAUUGAACCCCUCGGGGAAACGCUGGAAGAGCUCUGGGUUAGCUACAAUCAGAUCGAUAAGCUCAAGGGUGUGGAAAGUUUGAAGAAACUGAAGGUACUCUACAUUGGAAACAACUCCAUUCGCGAGUGGGGUGAGUUCAACAAGCUGCAGUCGGUGCCGACACUGGAGGACUUGUUGUUCGCCGGGAAUCCUCUGGUGGAAAACAUUGACGAGAGUGCCUACAUCCGCGAAGUUCAGAAGCGCCUUCCGGCGCUGAAAAAGUUAGACGGGGAAAAUAUGUUAACGGAUGAAGAUUGA